AAUGCAAAUUAAAGGACUCUUUCUUGCUUGCGUGUCCGUUUGAUCAAAUCCCACCUCCACAAAAAUACAUAGAGUUGUCUUCAAGGCUUGUGGGACCCGAAUGAAGUGCUUUAAAUAGAGGUCUCUCUUUGUGAAGGAGACCAGCCAACGCAGAUUGCAGAGAACAAACACAGCCUCAGAAAGUGUGUGAGAGCUAGACAGAUCGAGAAACAAGAUAGAAAGUGCUUCUUCUGUAGAAGCACUUUCUGGGCAAGGGCUUCUGUAUAUCUCCAGGAUUGCACAUAUAUAGCCCCUGUAAGUAGGACAAUGGGAGCCGGAGGCCGAAUGUCUGCUAGCAAGAAGCUUGAAGAGCAAAAAACACCCUUCCAGCGAGCACCACACACAAAACCCCCAUUCACGCUUAGCCAACUCAAGAAAGCCAUACCACCCCAUUGCUUCAAACGCUCCCUCCUACGCUCCUUCUCAUAUGUUGUUUAUGACCUCUCCUUAGCCUUCCUCUUCUACUACAUCGCUACCUCUUGCUUCCAUCUCCUCCCUCACCCCCUUUCCUACUUGGCGUGGCCGAUCUAUUGGGCUCUCCAAGGCUGCCUUCUCACCGGCGUUUGGGUCAUCGCGCAUGAGUGCGGUCACCAUGCCUUCAGUGACUACCAAUGGGUCGAUGACAUGGUUGGCCUAAUCCUUCACUCUGUUCUUUUAGUUCCAUACUUUUCAUGGAAGAUCAGCCACCGCCGCCACCACUCUAACACCGGGUCCCUUGACCGAGAUGAGGUGUUUGUCCCCAAGCCAAAAUCGAAAAUGCCAUGGUUUUCCAAGUACUUCAACAAUCCACCAGGCAGGGUCCUCACUCUUUUGGUCACACUCACUCUAGGCUGGCCCUUGUACUUAGCGUUAAAUGUUUCUGGCCGACCCUAUGACCGUUUCGCAUGCCACUAUGAUCCCCACGGCCCCAUUUUUUCGGAUCGCGAAAGGCUUCAAAUAUAUCUCUCGGAUGCCAGUGUCUUUGCUGCAGCUUAUGUGCUUUACUGCGCGGCAACGGCAAAAGGGCUGGCAUGGCUUGUAUUGGUAUAUGGUGUGCCACUGCUCAUAGUGAAUGCCUUCCUUGUGUUGAUCACAUACUUGCAGCACACUCACCCUGCAUUGCCGCACUACGACUCGUCGGAAUGGGAUUGGCUCAGGGGAGCGUUGGCGACCGCAGACAGAGAUUACGGGGUGCUGAAUAAGGUUUUCCACAAUAUCACAGACACCCAUGUGGCUCACCAUCUCUUCUCUACUAUGCCACAUUACCAUGCAAUGGAAGCCACCAAAGCAAUCAAGCCAAUAUUGGGCGAGUACUACCAGUUUGAUGGCACUCCUGUUUAUAAGGCAGUGUGGAGGGAGGCUAAAGAGUGCCUUUAUGUUGAGCCAGAUGAGGGUGCCCCUAACAAAGGCGUUUUCUGGUACCAGAACAAGAUGUGAUACUGGCUGGACUGAGCCAAAGAAAAUGUAGUUAGUAGGCUAGGCCAGUGUCUUUGGUCAGUUUGGUGUGUUAAGGAACAAAUGAAGAUCAAAAUAAGGAUCACAUGCAAUUGUGUGAGUGUCAUUUAGCAAAGAAAAAAAGAACAUGCAGUGUCAGUGCUGCUGGGUUUAUGUAAUGUGGUUUGUGUUCAGUGAAAGUUCUGUUUCGUAAACAAUAGUGUUUGGUA
This is a messenger RNA of Alnus glutinosa, 1682 nucleotides long. RefSeq names its product delta(12)-acyl-lipid-desaturase-like. Gene Ontology annotation, biological process: lipid metabolic process. The transcript has 2 exons. The record is from RefSeq and is a predicted model, not a curated record. Gene Ontology annotation, molecular function: oxidoreductase activity, acting on paired donors, with oxidation of a pair of donors resulting in the reduction of molecular oxygen to two molecules of water. Bases 307 to 1455 code for a protein of 382 amino acids. Lineage: Eukaryota; Viridiplantae; Streptophyta; Magnoliopsida; Fagales; Betulaceae.